CUAUGGAUCAUCCUUUGGUUAGAUGCGAUGUUGUGCAACUGGAUUUGGAAGUUAUGGAAAAGGGAGAAAAUAGGUUGAAUAGCCAUCAAGCAACAUUCCCCAGUUAAAAGGCUGCGCGUUUGCGUAUUAAAUCUCCUCAGUUCCAUUGAGAAGCAAACCAAUCAAAUAGUUCUUGCUGUGCCCGCCGAUCAGAUUGAGCGAUUCCUCAUCAUCAGCUUCUUCUUCUUCACCGAUGGAGUGCGGCGCUGGGAGAGAUUGGGUGAGAACUCUAUCAAAAAAGCCAGAGCAGGCUUUGGCGCUUUGGGCGGAGGGUUUCAGGGAGGCUUGCUGUAUCCACCGGGUCUUCAUCUACUGCGUCAGGUUCUUCUUCUUCUUCUAUCCCUCUUUCUCAGUGGUUGUAGGUAUAACCUCGCUGUUUUGCUUAUCUGAUUCGUUGAAUUAUGUGUCUGAUUGAAAGGUCGAGGCAGCUCGCCGUCCGAACUGGCCAGUGUUUCCUGCUGAAUGGCUUUAUCUUCUUAGGAAGUAUCUUUUUCCUGCAAUCAGUCAUUGUUCCAGUACUACAAUGGAUAUUACCGGAUCAAUGUCCAGAGAGCACUUCCGAAGGUUCAUUUUCAUGUUGGGGUAUUUUGGAAUUCUAUAGUUUCUUACGUCUUGGACUUGUACAGCUAUUCUAUGUUUUCUGGUUUUUUCCACUAUACAUAUUGAGCUACAUCCUUAGCAAUAUGUGGUACAACGACAUAGCAAAAUAUGGAUUUUUCGUACUUGAGGAAUAUGGAACUGCUGGCACGAAGGUAUCUGAUCAAAAGGAGUCACAAACUUCACAAAAAACAGCGAGUAUGAGUAAAUCAACUGGUUUUGAAGGAGUAAUGAUUGGCAUUGCCGAACAAAUUUAUUCUGUCCUCUUGCUGACUUUCUUCUUCAUAGAGGUUUGUGCUAUAGGAUUUAUCCCCUAUAUUGGAAAGACACUUAAGUUUCUGCUUCUCUCAUGGAUGUAUGCCUAUUAUUCCUUUGAGUAUAAAUGGAAUCUAUCAGGACUAAGUUUGGACAAGAGGCUGGACUUCUUUGAAACCAACUGGGCUUUUUUUGCUGGUUUUGGAAGCCCGUGUGUCCUGGUGACAUUCUUGUUCUCUCCUCUGGUUAGCUAUGGAUUUAUGGCUAUACUAUUUCCAUUGUUUGUGUUGACUGCAACUGGCUCAGAAGCCGACAAGAUUGUAUCCUUUCCUAGAAAAAAUGGGAGAGGCUCGGGUCUUGGAAGGGUUCCAAUAUUUCACGGCGCACAUUACACAUCGAUGAAGAUCUUGAAUUUGUUUCCCACACGAGGCAAAGGUGAGCCGGAGGACAAAGCACUCUGAUGACUACAACAUUUCAUGUUUCACCCUCUUGGCUGUAGCCGCUGGAGUAUGAUUGGGAUGCCUAGGAGAAUGUGUUACUAUUAAAUACUCCAUAUUAAUCUUCCCAGCAGUACCAAAUUACCAACAUACCAUGACGUACGAAUACUGACUGCAUCAACGUUUGAAAGAAUCACCGCGGCGAAGGAUGCUAUCAUUUCUCCAAUGAUUGGGUCGGUCUUUGUUGUGGAAUACAUUAGUUUAUUCAUGUAACUCUGAGAAUAUAUGUAUAUAGAGAUUGGUUUUUUCAGGGGUUUUCUCAUUCCCCAUUUUAGAGAUUGGUUUCCUUUAAAAACGUUAAUUUUAAGGUGUGUAUAAGGUAAGACUAAUUGCUUCUUUUUGUUAACCGCACUUAUAACUGUGAAGG
This is a messenger RNA of Cuscuta campestris, 1755 nucleotides long. NCBI's taxonomy places the organism in Eukaryota, Viridiplantae, Streptophyta, Magnoliopsida, Solanales, Convolvulaceae. The record is from the annotation of a GenBank genome assembly.